Uloborus diversus is the source of this 4020-nucleotide messenger RNA. Its product is annotated as SCO-spondin-like. Gene Ontology annotation, molecular function: protein binding. The annotation marks the transcript as partial. Gene Ontology annotation, cellular component: extracellular matrix. The transcript is spliced from 21 exons. NCBI's taxonomy places the organism in Eukaryota, Metazoa, Arthropoda, Arachnida, Araneae, Uloboridae. The record is from RefSeq and is a predicted model, not a curated record.
AUGACUAGAAUAGACGGUCAUGGUGGCUCAUGCAAUUCGCCUGACUUUGGUUGGUGUACGACUCCUUUAGUGGUGUACUUAGGGGGCUUUACUCCUUCCUUGCUGUUGAGUGGGGCUUUGGAUCUCUGUGAACCUAUCAAAGAUUUGCAUGUGUCAGCAGAUUGGUCAUGUAAUCAUACAAAAAGAGAAACAACCUGUUCGUUUGAAUGCCCUCAAGGAACAAGUUCAGAAUCUCACUCUGAAAAUGUAUACCAUUGUAAUCUGGAUGGUACUUGGGUUCCUAGUUUUGCUCCCAAAUGUGUUCCAAUUAACGUCAUUGAAGCUCCUGUCUUGCACAACUCAAUUAAAUUUUCUAGAGGUCAAUUCAAUGCAAAAUCUUCAAAAAGCACCUGCUCAUUGUGGGGCAAUACACAUGUACGAAACUUUGAUAGUGGCAUCUAUAGUUUUGAAGGACAUUGCUCCUAUCUUCUAUCUAAAGACUGUGAACAAAAUACUUAUGCAAUCCACAUUCAGAAUCUGGAACCCUGUGAGUCUACAUCAUCUUGCAGGGUAGCUUUAGUUAUCUAUAUUGGCUCCUAUCAAUAUGUGCUGUCCAGUGGUCCUGAAGGCCCAUCUGUUCAGUUUGAAUUGCAGAUGCUGCCCAUUCCUACGGUCAUCAAUGGACUAUUAUUUCAAAUGCUGUCCGACUAUGUCACUGUCAAGAGUUCUUUGGGCUUUAGGCUGAAAUGGAACAUGAAAAAUGGCAUUUCCCUGAGUGUGAACAAUCAUCUCAGAAAUAAGACGUGUGGGUUGUGUGGAAGAUUUGAUGAUUCCAUCCUCAAUGAUCUAGAACUUCCUGACGGUACUAUUACUGACAAUGUGGAGGGAUUUGUAAAUAGCUGGAAUAUGGAAAACUUGGGAGAAAAAUGUUUGAAUAAAGCUGUGGUUAAAGACUCAUGCAUCACAAAUCAAGAAAAAGCAAGGAAAGCUGAUGAGCUUUGUGGUGUUAUUUUCAGUGAGAAAUUCUCUAGUUGUCACCAGCUCAUUGAUGCAAAUGUUUAUUAUGAGGCUUGCAAAAUGGAUCAUUGUAGUUGUACCUUGCCAGAAAGUUCCUGUUAUUGUGACUCAUUAGCUGAAUAUUUCAAGGAAUGUAUUCAGCUUGGUGGAACAAUUAAUGGUGGAUGGAGAGCUGAAAAUCUGUGUCCUUUGUCUUGUACAAAUGGGAUGAUCUACAAAGAUUGUGGUUCAUCUUGUCCAAAAACUUGCAAAGAUACAGUGUAUGAUUGUGAAGAUGAUCAAUGUGUUGAUGGUUGCCAUUGCCCUGAUGGAACCAUUUUAAAUGAUGGACAAUGUGUCACGCAACAAAGCUGUCCCUGCUUUCAUAAUGGCAAAGAAUAUGCUCCAGGCUCAAGAAUCCUUCAAGACUGCAAUGCAUGUGAAUGUGUUGCUAGCAAGUGGGAAUGUACAAAAGAAGAAUGUGAAGCCAAAUGUUCAUCCUCUGGUGAUCCUCAUUAUACCACUUUUGACGGUUUAAGCUAUGAAUUUUUAGGUAGUUGUUCUUAUUUCUUAGUAUUUGUGAAUGAAUCAUUCCACAUCAUUCAGGAAGCAGGACCAUGUUCUGCUGGAGCUGAAUCUGGUGCGUACUGUACUCAAUCUAUCAAGAUUAUCUACAAUAAUGAGUCCAUCUUGCUGAAACCUGGAAUUCAGGUCACCAUUAAUGAAAGGAAUGCAGAUUUGCCUAUUAUUGAGAAUAGAUUUUCUGUUUCGAUGCCAACUAAUAUAUUUGUAAAGGUAAAUAUUGACAAUGGCUUGUCAUUAUUAUGGGAUGGUGAGAAUAGAAUUUAUAUCUAUGUUCCACCCACAUUUUUUGGACAAACUAUGGGCCUAUGUGGUACUUUCAAUCACAUACAAAAUGAUGACUUCUUGACUCCAGACAAAAUUAUCGAAGCAGAUGUGGAAACUUUUGCUUCGAAAUGGCAAGCUAGUGAUAUGUGCAAUAGGAGGUCCCGCAGGUCAAGUAGAUCGCCUUGUGAAUCAGAGCCACAAAAACUUGAUGAUGCUAAAAUGCUUUGUUCCACUAUAAAACAAAAUGUGUUCAAAGAUUGCCAUACAGAAUUAGAUCCAGACAUCUAUUAUAGAGGUUGUGUGAAUAAUUUAUGCCAUUGUGGUGACAACUUGAAGCAGUGCUUAUGCCCUCUUCUUGCAGAUUACAGUUUAUCUUGUGCCGAAAAAGGCAUUAAGAUUGACUGGAUUGAUAAAAUAUCAGCUUGCAAACUUGAAUGUCCUGGUGAGCAAGUAUAUCAAGAAUGCACCAAUCCUUGUCGAAGCAGCUGUGCUGAAAUAGCUUCAGAUAUUUUUUGCACCACACAGUGCAUACAAGGAUGUGCUUGCCCAAAUGGUAUGACUUUGAACAGUGAAGGAUUCUGCAUAGCAAUCGAUCAGUGCCCUUGUAUAUAUGAAGGGAAGGAAUUUCCACCUUUCAGUACAACUGUUCAAGGCUCAAACGUAUGUAAGUGUGAAAGUGCUCAGUGGCAAUGUCAUGCAGCAUCUUUAAAUGAAAUCAUAUCUCUAAGUCCAGAUCAGAGGAAAAACUCAAGUACUGUUAUUCAGUGUAACCCUGAAGAACAUCUAGAAUUCACAAGUUGCAUGGAGCAAUGUCCAAGAACAUGCCAGAAUUCUCUUCUUCCUUUGAAUUGUGAGAUACAAGACUGCAAACCAGGUUGCAGGUGUUUAGAUGGUUUCAUUUUUGACUCUGAUAAAAAUAGAUGCGUUCCUGAAGACCAGUGUAGUUGCAUGCAUGGAAAUAAGCAAUAUGAGGAAGGAAGUGUUAUCAAACAAUCUUGCAACUUAUGCUCUUGCAAGUCGGGAUUGUGGAAAUGUACAGAAAAGUUUUGUCCAGGUAUCUGUACAUCUUGGGGUGAAUCUCAUUUUAAGACAUUUGAUGGAAAAUUUUUUGAUUUCCAUGGUAGCUGUGACUAUAUUGUUGCCAAAGGGAAAAUCAGCGGAGCCUCAUUCAGCUUAAGCGCUCAGAAUGUUCCUUGUGGGACUAGUGGAAUCACUUGCAGCAAAUCUUUCAUUCUAGAACUAGGCCCUUCUGAAAUUACAAGAGGUGAUGAAGAGAAACUAAUAUUAUCACUGGAAGAAUCUGUUCCUAACACUCGUUAUAACUCAAGGUUUGUUGUUGUUGAAUCUGGGUUGUUUGUUUUAGUUUAUACUGACGUUGGAGUUUCACUUCAGUGGGACAAAGGAACCCGGUUAUAUAUAACAUUGGAUCCAAAAUGGCGAGAAAGGGUCAAAGGCCUUUGUGGUAAUUUCAAUGAUGAUCAAACUGAUGAUUUUUUGACUCCUUCUGGAGGUAUACCAGAAACAAGAGCUUCAAUCUUUGCAGACAGUUGGAAAAUCCAUGAGUACUGUCCACAGCCCCAGACAAUUGAAGAUGCAUGUGAAUUGCAUCCACUGAGAAAAAGCUGGGCACAGCAAAAGUGUGGCAUACUAAAGUCAGAUGUUUUUGCAAAUUGUUGGUCUGAAGUUCCUCUUGACCAUUUUUAUGAAAGGUGUGUGUUUGAUUCUUGCGCUUGUGAUACGGGGGGAGAUUGUGAUUGUUUAUGUACUGCUAUUGCUACGUAUGCUUAUGAAUGUAGUAUGCACGGAAUCCCUAUCAAGUGGAGGAGCCAAGAACUUUGCCCCAUCCAAUGUGAAGAGUGUUCCACCUAUGAUGGUUGUGUUCCUUCUUGCCCUCCCAAAACAUGUGAAAAUAAGUUUCUUUACGGGAAGAUUUCUGAAAACUGUUUGACUGGUUCUUGCACAGAAGGUUGCAAGCCAAAACCUUGCCCUCCUGGACAAAUCUACAACAAUGGAAGAGAAUACAAGUGUGUGCCUCAGACAGAUUGCGUAGUCCCUUGCCUUGAAGUUAAUGGCAAAGUCUAUAAUGAAGGAGACAGGAUUACAGAUGUUGAAAUAGUUGAUGCUUGCCAGUCAUGUCACUGUCUCAAAGGAUCCAUAAGCUGCUCUGGAAACCCUUGUGCCAACAUAGAAGCCCCA